GGUUGAUGCAACAGUUGAUGCAGCCAGGAGCAUUGCCACUGCUUGCAUCAGAUCAAGAACGGUGAGGCGGCUCAUCUACACUGCCACUGUUAUGGCUGCUUCACCACUGAAGGAUGAUGGGAGUGGUUUCAAGGAGUUCAUGGAUGAGACCUGUUGGACACCUCUCAAUUUUUCUAUCCUUUACAGCAAUGACUUUGUUGAGGAGUACACUCGAGCAAAGACAUUGGCCGAGAAGGAAAUCUUAAGCUUUGGCAGUGAAAAAAAUGCUGGAGAAAUGGAGGUGGUGACACUGCUCUGUGGCCUUGUUGGUGGAGAAGCUCUUAUGCCAUAUUUAUCUGGAAGCUUAACGGUGUUCUUGGCACAGAUCACAAACGACGAACUUGCCCUAAACUCACUCAAGUUCUUACAAGAGCUGCUUGCAAAAAUCCCAGUUGUUCACGUUGAGGAUGUAUGCAAUUGCCACAUCUUCUGCAUGAAAGAAGCUUCAAUGAAUGGCCGAUUCCUUUGCGCCAACGGCUAUAUCUCGACUGCAGAAAUUGCCAGCUACUACCAGCAGAAAUAUCCUGAGUUCAGCAUCAAGAAAGAGCACUUUGAAUGUCCUAAAUAUGAAACCAAGUGGGGGUCUAAUCUGCUUGCUGAAAAGGGUUUUCAGUAUCAAUAUGACUGGCAGAAGGUUUUGGAUGAUUGCAUCACUUUUGCCAGGAAAACUGAAUAUGGUGUAUUCAAGGAUUUUCGCUUGAUCUAGUUGUCUAGGAUUUUCUUUUCUGCCUAAUACAAGAAUAUGUUAUGUAUUGAACUUAGACUCAAUAUCAUUUUAUUUCUGAUUUCGCUGGGUAGCCUUAGAUUCUUGGGUGACCUUCGGUCGUAAUAGACGUUGUUCCAAAUUAUUCGAAACGGUUGCGACGGAUCGUUCCUACUUAGCAACGGCUUUUGUAUUACUUGUUUAGAAACCGUUUUUAAAUACGUCUGACUACCUAAAAUUAUAAUUUGAA
Messenger RNA from Sesamum indicum (sesame), 992 nucleotides. NCBI's taxonomy places the organism in Eukaryota, Viridiplantae, Streptophyta, Magnoliopsida, Lamiales, Pedaliaceae. The record is from RefSeq and is a predicted model, not a curated record.